GCCAUGUUAAGACCUAAAUAUUUUUACCGUCCAGAAAUUCUGAUCGUACCGGGGUUACGUCAGCAAAAUUAUAUGGACCUCUUGAUAAUUGUGUUUCUAAUAGGCAUCCUCGGUAUCUGUGCAGCUGAGUCUAAAUGUGGGCCUGCUGAGUACAAGAAUAAAGACGACGAAUGUUGCCCAAUGUGUGGGAAAGGGUAUGUUGUACAUAGGGAUUGCACAGAGAUGUCAAGUACAACAUGCAUACCUUGUGUUGGAGACACAUACAUGGGUGAACCUAAUGGCUUAAAUAAAUGCUUUAAGUGCAAAACUUGUGACUUCAAUCAAGGUCUGAAUACACAACAAAAGUGCACAACAUUUGGUGAUGCGGUGUGUGCCGUACUUCCUGGAUAUUUCUGUGGGAGCAUACAAGAUAAUGAGUGCACGUUUGGAGUGAAACAUUCAUUGUGUUCUCCAGGCCAGGGUGUUAAGAUUCCAGGAACAGAACGUACAGAUACUGUGUGUGAGGACUGCAAAGAAGGCUAUUUUUCCAGAGAUGGAGCAAACUGCACAGAACAUACCAACUGUGCCGUUCUCGGUGAAGAGCUAGAGGAGAAAGGAAGUCCUACAAAAGACAACAAGUGUAGGAAGCCUCAGAGAAGAAGAGCUGGGCUGAUUGCAGUUAUAAUAAUACUUUUAGUUUUAGCUUUUCCACUUUUUCUACGGUGGCACCAACUUUAUCAUAUUUGUAAAGUUGCUAAAACAAGCGACACAACAGGGUCAGCAGCAUCUCAAAACUUACAAACGAAGGCUGUACAGGAAACAGAUCAAGACAAUCCAAGUCAAGACACGCCCAGCCUACCGUAAGAAAAGUGAUCUGAUGCUAAUGAUAGAGUAGAACAAGACUAUCCAUAAGUCUCCAUGGAUGAAAGUGAGUAGCAAGUCCAAUAAGCAUCUAAAUGGGCAGAUCUGUCUCACAUAAUGAUGAACUUGGUGAUGAACAACAAAGUCAGUUGAGUUUAUGGAUGGCAGAAUAAAGCCUGGAGCCACUUCUUCAUGAGGUGGAGGUGAGACCAUUUAGAAACUGCAUCAUACCAACUAAUAUCUAACAGACACUAAUCUGUGGCUUGUAUUGGCAUCAUCCAUCCAUCAUUGUCCCUUAACUCCGCCUGGUGAUGAAUUUGCUUGCCGGUCCCAAGCCCGGAGAAAGGAAGAGGGUGGGGCAGAUGAGCUGCAGGACAUCAGAUCAACAUUCUCUUGGAGUAAAGACUUGGAAAAGACAAUAUGAACAGAGCUGAAGACAUUAAACGUCAUUGAUCUCAUCACCCUGGCAAAAGUUGCAUCAUCAAAUGCAUUCCACUCUCCCAUACACCUGAUGCAAUGUUGUUUAGAACGCAUUGAAGAAAGAUAUAUGGACGGACAGACAAAGAGACCAAGGAGCUGAUGAAGCGGAUGAUUUGGAAUAGAGUUGCUUAAGUAGCUGUGUUCAUAGAGGCCUGCCUCUGCAUCUGUUUAGUUUUAAAAAUUAAAAUUGUUCGGUACUUGUUAUACCGUGCAUUUUCCACCAAACCUUAACAAUUAACAUUUGAAUGUGAACCCUUAUUUCCUAAGUCUAUUAAAGUUUUACUACUUUUUUUCUA
Molecule: messenger RNA, 1616 nt
Organism: Sardina pilchardus (European sardine)
Lineage: Eukaryota; Metazoa; Chordata; Actinopteri; Clupeiformes; Clupeidae
Product: tumor necrosis factor receptor superfamily member 14-like
Exons: 8
Coding region: 4-843 (279 amino acids)
Biological process (GO): defense response to Gram-positive bacterium; positive regulation of cytokine production involved in immune response; defense response to Gram-negative bacterium
Cellular component (GO): external side of plasma membrane
Molecular function (GO): protein binding
Source: RefSeq, a predicted model, not a curated record